UAUACGCGCAUCACCGUGGUUCCCCGACAUUACAAUGCCCGGCCGCUUAAGAGUCCAGCGGCCGUCGCCGACGACCUUUUACUCCAGGGUGAAAACUUGGCCCAAUGGCAGGCCAUUUGGUCCAGUCCAUUUGGAGCUCAUUUGUGCAGCCUAGUCGACAGAUACAAUCCGUGGGCAAUGGCGGUGGUCAGCGUAUUAGUGAUCUAUGGGGUAUUCAAGAGAGGAUACACCGAGGAAUCACUUCUCGUUAUCCGAGGCUUUGGCAUCCAGACCUCAACAUCCUCCUCGACCUACCUUUCUUCGGCUGCGACAAGAUUCAUUCCAACCACACAGAUUCAAGACAUUGUCAUUCAUGAAGCCUUCAAGGGAUUCGAGGUCCGCUUCUAUCUGGCAGUGAUUGUAGAAGGCGAGCCAGAUGUUCUGGUGGUCUUUCCGGUAGGACCUACGUUCUCAUUGUGUUGUACUCAGGCUAACGAUGCGGGUGUUUAG
Molecule: messenger RNA, 489 nt
Organism: Penicillium waksmanii
Lineage: Eukaryota; Fungi; Ascomycota; Eurotiomycetes; Eurotiales; Aspergillaceae
Product: PIG-H family GPI synthesis protein
Exons: 3
Biological process (GO): GPI anchor biosynthetic process
Cellular component (GO): glycosylphosphatidylinositol-N-acetylglucosaminyltransferase (GPI-GnT) complex
Source: RefSeq, a predicted model, not a curated record